Messenger RNA from Xyrauchen texanus (razorback sucker), 2095 nucleotides. RefSeq lists its product as uncharacterized. Bases 1258 to 1896 code for a protein of 212 amino acids. The transcript has 11 exons. The record is from RefSeq and is a predicted model, not a curated record. NCBI's taxonomy places the organism in Eukaryota, Metazoa, Chordata, Actinopteri, Cypriniformes, Catostomidae.
CUACACCCAUUUGCAUUUUGCUGACCCUUUUUCAUAUUUGUUUUCGCAAGAUGUUGACAGACGCCUCACAGCAGGAGACUGUGGACAGUGUAGACACUGUGGAGAGUGUCGAUACUGGGGAUCAGCCCUUGCCCUCCUCCACUUCUGACGCUGGGACACAGUGUUCUUUGAAGCCCCCCCGAUGGUCUCACGCUGUGCAGGUUAACCUGAAGCCCAAGAUGGUCAGCGUGGGCACACAGACAUCAUUCGGCACACAAACCUCCACUCCCUUGCUAGUCCUGAACAGACAAAUGAAGAUGAUGAUAAUGCCUCUGUCAUCAGUGACUUAUCGUGGGUGCCCGAAGAGCCGAUGCAUGAGGAGGACUUGUUUGAUGAGGAGCCACCUUACACGUGUGACCCCCAUCACAAUGGCAUUGACAAAUUCAUUGUUUGCCAAGAGGAGCUGAUGGGCCUUUUUGUCAUCUGUCCGGCCUGUUGUGAGAGGUCAGAUAGUAGCAUCGUGCAGCAGGAAGGAACUUUUCUUAAGAUCAAGCAGGUCUGUGCAUCAUGUGGCUACCACCGUUUCUGGCAAAACCAGCCAAUGCUCCACAGGAACAUGCCGACCUGCAACCUCCUGUUAAGCGGGGCCAUUCAUUUCACUGGAUGUUUGGCCACCCAGACAUUAAGAAUGUUGACUCUGUUUGGCCUGCAGUGCAUCAGUGCGAGCAGUUACUUUCGCCAUCAGCGCGCUACACCAUCCCUGUAAUCGUUCAGGCCUGGCAAAACGAUCAAGCGAAGAAUUUUUGUGACCUACGGGCAAUGGAUGGCGGGCUAGUUCUUGCUGGUGACUGCAGGUCAGAUUCUCCUGGGCACUGCGCGAAGUAUGGAUCCUACUCUCUGAUCGAGGACAGAGUGAACAAGGUGGUGGAUGUUCAGCUUGUUCAGAGCUCAGAGGUCCCCAACAGCUCAUGGUGUGAGCUUGAAGGGCUCAAGCGCAGUGUUGGCCUGCUGAGGGAAAGGACCUGCAUUUAGCAACGCUGAUCACGGACUGUCAUCGCCAGUUUGUUUAUUUCUCCUUAGGUUGCCAAAUGGGUGAGAGAGUAGCUGAGCCCUGAAGGGACAUGGCAUUAUUUUGAUGUGUGGCACAUUGCCAAAAGUCUGGGGAAGGCAUUGGAUGCAGCUUCAAAAGAGUGUGACCAACUACAGCUGUGGAGGCCUGCUAUAGUGAAUCACCUCUAUUGGACUGCAGCCUCAACCCCAGACGGCAACCCAGCAGUCAUGGAGGCUAAAUGGAAAAGUUUAGUCAACCACAUCCAGGACAUCCAUGACCAUGACACCCCUGCUUUCUCCAGUUGUGCCCAUGGCCCUCUAGACGGGGAUCAGCGCAACAAAGAGUGGCUGGACCCAGGCUCAUUGGCAGCAGUAAAGUUGGAGAACAUAAUCACGAGGACUGCCUUACUGAAAGAUGUUCGACAGCUGUCUCCACAGCAUCAGACAUUCUCCCUUGAGGCUUACCACUCCCUCAUCUUGCACUUCGCACCCAAGCACACAGGGUUUUCAUACGUUGGGAUGUAUAGCAGGCUUCUCUUAGCGCCGCUGCAUUACAAUCACAAUGCCAACCGCGAGACAGCACGGAAAAGUGAUGGGAUGGAGAAGUACUGCGUGCGGUAUCCACGCUUCAGAAAAGGUGCCCAUGUGGUGCGUCCCAUCAAAGAGGCAGCCUCAUACGGUUAUGCAACAUCAUUGAUGAAGGCCCUUCAGGAAAGCUACACCCAUUCACCUGCAGCUUUUCGAGAGGUUAGCACUAAUUUGUCCUCCGAUGCACCCACCCCCAUCGCUAAAUCCUUCGAACAGGUUCCUAAGGAGGAGGCCGUCAGCCUCUUCCUAGCCCGGCAGUCACGCUACAAGAGAACCUAAAUUCACAUUAUUAUUAUUAUUUUUUUCCACAGACAAGUCCAAUGAUUUAGUUGUAUUUAUUUUAGUUGUUAUUUAUCUUCUUUCCUUCUGUCCCUGUCAUCUCAUUUGGUGGUGGUUUCCUGUAUUCUGCAUGUUUUGUGUGUUGUUGCUUUGGUUCUCUUACGAGAGGUUCUCUCGUACUGCGUAAGCUAGCUUACGC